AUGAUAGAAACACAAAAUGAAACCACCACAGACGAAAACACAAACUCGACAACGACCUAUUCGAUAAACCAAAACUUUCUUCAAAGAUAUAUCACCAAACACCUUCACAUCUCACCUCAUAUAGUCGCCGAGAUAUCUCGCACGUUUAUAGCCGGAGUAUGCUUCUUAGUUAUCGGUUUCAUUUGUACUUUUGCUAUACAGUGGUCAGAUCAACGGUGGAAAGAUUCAGCAGAUUUGAUGGCUCUGGUGGAUCUCGGUUUUAAAGCAAUACCGGAGACAAAUUAUAUCUUUCUUGCUGACCUGUCCAUGCUUACACUACUUAUCGGCUCUUUGGCUUUAAAUCUUUUCCUCGCCGAAUCAAAUAUAGCAAGACUUAUUAUCGUUCGUCGUAUAUUCUGGAUGCUUGCCUUUCUGUUGCUCUUCCGUACGAUCACUUUGAGCGUCACCACUUUGCCCAGCCCAAAGGCAUGUACACCGUUAGAAUCUGGGAAUUUCGGAAAAAUGCUCAAAACUGGUCUUGAUCUUAUAUUGGGCUCAGUCAAAGCUUGCACGGACAACAUUUUCUCGGGUCACAGUGUCUUUAUAACCACUAGCUUACUCAUUGCCACCCGAAUCCAUUACACGGUUGAUGUGUUGCUAGCAAUUUUCAUUACAUAUGCGGCGCAUUCAAUCUACUUUUUCAUUGUGGAUCUGUGCAUCGAAAAACAUUUCUUAAAUAUAAAAAGAGCGGAAGAUCGAUUGGGAGAUAAAGACCUAUAUCAGCGAAUAGCAUACAUGCCAAACAUGUUUAACACAAGUUUGGUUGGCGCAGUGCGUUGGAUGGAUGGAUUGGACAUUCGAUUUACAAUUGAGGGGCAGGAAAUCUUAGAGGCCACCAGGGAACGAGCAAGAAUGCGACGUAUUCAAAACGUAACAAGCUCAUCUACUAGUAGCGAUUCGACCCAAGUUGAAGUUGUGGUGUUAAAUAAUAAUGAAAACGAAGGUGAGCCAAGCAUGUCUGAAAGAUCACGAGAUUAUUAG
Molecule: messenger RNA, 1020 nt
Organism: Acaulospora morrowiae
Lineage: Eukaryota; Fungi; Glomeromycota; Glomeromycetes; Diversisporales; Acaulosporaceae
Source: the annotation of a GenBank genome assembly